This is a messenger RNA of Trichobilharzia regenti, 453 nucleotides long. The record is from the annotation of a GenBank genome assembly. Lineage: Eukaryota; Metazoa; Platyhelminthes; Trematoda; Strigeidida; Schistosomatidae.
AUGGUGAUAGAAUUAGUCCUCAUCCUAAUAAUGGCUUCUGCCUACAGAUGUCAAGUUGGGAUUGGAUCAGAACUGCGAUGUUAUCAGUGCAACUCAUUAACCCAACCACAUUGCGGAGACUACUUCGACAAUCGAACUUUUCCACUAGUUGCUUGUCCAAAUGAUGGCAAGAAUUAUUCCAGAUGUGUCAAAAUGAUCCAGGAAAUGUAUUUAGAUGGAAAGUGGACUAGACGUUAUUAUCGAGAUUGUGCAGUAACCGGUGUAAUUGGUGCAGAAGAUGGUCGUUGGUGUAUUGAUCGACUAGGCACAUAUCGUGUUAAAGUUCGUUAUUGUAAUUGUAAUAAUAAAAAUGGAUGUAAUUCAACUCCACCAUUGUCUGUUUCACUGACAUUCAAUACAUUUAUGAUCAUUGGAUUAUUAUUGUUAUUAUUUUAUUCUUCUCGAAUUAUUUAA